Messenger RNA from Salmo salar (Atlantic salmon), 3361 nucleotides. NCBI's taxonomy places the organism in Eukaryota, Metazoa, Chordata, Actinopteri, Salmoniformes, Salmonidae. The record is from RefSeq and is a predicted model, not a curated record.
GAUACAGAUAAAAGGGAAAUUUCACGAAAGACAACGGAGAGGUCUCCAAAGUUUUUCCUAGUGGAAUUGUCCUAGUGGAAUUCCUAGUGGAAUUGUUUGUCUCCUGCAGACACGGUUCUAAUACCGAUAAUGGAAUUGCACAUAGCGGAAUGAUGACCAGCUGAACAGUCUAGCCCAGUGUCAAAAUACUCACAUUUUUUUCUGUGAUUGUGCUGAGCUAAGAACCACUAACAGCGAUCAGUCAUUUGUAUUUAAGUAGGAGAAAAUCUCCUCUGAUCCCGUUUCUCUUCGCCAAAGAGAUGUUGCACUUGCACAGCGAUUCCAGGAAGAUUUAUUUGUGCGCGGGGGGACCAUUCCAUCGCUGCCUCAAGCUCCAUUCAGCUUGUUUUCAGUCUUUGGUCAUCAAUUUUUAGCAUCCCGUUUAUGCCAAACUCGUCACAGUAAGAUUAACACGCGCAUUAUUAAAGGAGUUCCCGUGGUCAGUGUUGAACUUGUUGAACACUUACAAAGACUGGACUGUGCACCGGGAAUUGAGGGCAAACCUACAAAUAGCCUGGGUGGCGUUGCCGGGCGGAACAGAAACAUGAUUGACAGCAAACAAAACUGAGCGGCCUGUCACUCAUCUCUCCAUCAGCGUAUCAAAAGGCUGCCUCCUCCAGGGGCUUGUCACCUCUCUCCUCCUCCACACCUACUUCUCCUCCCUCCAUCCAUCCUCUUCUCUGCUGGAAGGGCCAGUAACCCCGUACCUCGGCGUGCCGUGACCCCACCCCCCCGUUCCCACCCGGCCGGAGAGAUAGACGGCAGAGACCAGGACAGGAGUUGGGAGAGGACUCCAGACCAAAACAAGUGGUGCCCCCCCUCCCCCUCCACCUUGCCCUCCCACUCAUCAAGCUGUUAACAGCAGGCUGGCAUGCUGCCACAGUUCCUUGGCUCCUCUCUCCGUAAAGGUUGGAUUAUUUCAUAAACUCCAAAGCCCUUUUCCUCUGUCUCUCUGUCUCUGUUUCGGGAGAGAGGAAAGACAGUGAUUCCUCAUUGAGAAAGAAACAGCCCUUUUUCUAGAGACCUAGCGUGUCUGAGAGGAAGCAGCCAUGCGCUUCCCUCUGUUGUUGACACUGCAGGCGCUGUGGGCCAGUGUGUGCCAGACCAUGCAGCACUACCCUGCUGCCUGGGGACACUACGACGUGUGUAAGUCUCAGGUGUACACGGAUGAAGGACUCACCUGGGAUUAUAUGGCCUGCCAACCUGAGGCCAUGGACAUGACCAAGUACCUGAAGGUUACGGUGGACCCACCCAACAUCACCUGUGGAGACCCACCUGAGACAUACUGUGCCCUGGAGAAUCCUUACAUGUGUAACAACGAAUGUGACGCCCAAAACGAGGACCUGGCCCACCCUCCGGAGCUCAUGUUCGAUUUCGAGGGUCGGAACCCCACAACCUUCUGGCAGUCCAGUUCCUGGAAGAAAUACCCCAAGGCCCUCCUGGUCAACAUCACACUGUCCUGGAAAAAAACCAUUGAGUUGACCGAUGACAUCGUGGUUACCUUCGAGUCCGGACGCCCGGAACAGAUGGUUUUGGAGAAGUCGCUGGACUACGGUAAGACCUGGCAACCUUACCAGUUCUACGCCACAGACUGUCUAGAUGCCUUCACCAUGGAGCACAAGACUGUCCAGGACUUGACCCAGCACACCCUUCUAGACAUCAUCUGUACUGAGGAAUACUCCAGGGGCUACGUGUGGAAGAACGCUAAAACCGUCCGCUUCGAGAUCAAGGACCGUUUCGCACUGUUCGCCGGGCCACACCUCCACAACAUGGCAUCCCUCUACGGUCAGCUAGACACUACCAAGAACCUGAGGGACUUCUUCACCAUUACAGACCUGAGGGUCCGGCUCCUCCGACCGGCCACCGGGGCCACCAUGGUGGAUGAGAACAACCUGUCCAGAUACUUCUACGCCAUCUCUGAUAUCAAGGUGCAGGGCAGGUGCAAGUGUAACCUUCAUGCCAACAGUUGCGUGUUUGACAAAGAGAAGCUAAAUUGUGAGUGUGAGCACAACACCACGGGACCGGACUGUGGCCGCUGUAAGAGGAACUACCAGGGACGGACGUGGAGCGCAGGAUCCUAUCUUCCAAUCCCCAAGGGCACGGCAAAUACCUGCAUCCCCAGUAACAUUGGUCCAGUUAUUCGGCCGAAUGUCUCAUCCCUAGGUGUUGCUAACCGAAACCAAGCCCGAGUGUGUGACAACGAGCUCCUGCGCUGUCAGAACGGUGGUGUGUGUCUGAACAACCUGCGGUGCCAGUGUACCCCAGCCUACACGGGCCUGCUGUGUGAGAAGCCCCGCUGUGAGUCGGAGCUGGGGAGCUGUGGUGGGCCCAACUCGGGUCAAGCCGCCCUCUCACCUAUAUCGCUCCCCACCCUGCUGCUGCUCCUGCUGGGCUGGAUGCUGCUCAGAGGGUUCUCCUACUGGCCCUGGCCUACUCUGCUCUGAGAACCAUAGACCUACUGUCUAUUCUGAACUGGUGGAGCGUACUGCCCAAUAAUCAACUACAACAACACCCAGAACUACAACAACACCCAGAACUACAACAACAACCAGAACUACAACAACAACCAGAACUACAACUACAACCAGAACUACAACACCCAUGAGUUUAUUCUACUGUACUGUAAUGUACUGUACGAGCUGUCCACCAGACACAGCAAGGACACACACUGUCUGUAAGGAAAUGUGCCAGAAUGAACGCAAAACUUUAAUUUAAGGAAAUAAAAUAAAAAAAUAUAUAUAGAAAUUAGAGUAAAUACCAGAUAUUUAAAAAAGAGUUUAACUUGAGCAUUUGCUUCAUAAAAAGUCAAACCAGUCUGGCAACGGAGACCAGUGACCUAAGCCAUACCAGAGACUUUUCCCCCUUACUGUCAAAAGGUGGGACUGGGGAUGACAGACACUUUACUCACUUCCUCUCUUAUCGCCACGGCAACAGCAGCUGUGAACCAAUCAGCGGCAGCAAGCUCUAGAUAGCAAGGCCAGCAGCUGCAAGCUGCCCCUGUUCCCAGGGGUUUGAUGCUGGCUGCACUGAACUGCUUCUGGGCUGAACUGACUGACUAACUGACUGACUAACUGACUGGCUAACUGACUGGCUGACUACAUAAAACUGUCCCUACCCAUGCUGAUUUGAAAAAUAAAUAAAAAAAGAGAAAUCGAGCCGGAGGAAAAAUAAUAAAAUAAAAAAGGAAAUGUAAGCAUUCUUUGCUGUCAGUAUAUUGUGGAUAUAAGGUAAUCCAUCCAGACUGCCACAAAUCUUACCCAAGUCUAUCUCUCUCUCUCUGUCCUUUUCUUAUUCUGUCCCUCGCUCUGUCUCCCUCUCUCUA